AGGAGUAUCUUAAAAGGUUGAGGUCUAUAAUGCAAGGAGGAGAAGUUCCAUCAUUUGAGGUUCUGUUUCUUUGACCGUUCUGUUCGUGAUACCCUGAAGAAGACACUGAUCUUGCCCCGCCAAACGAAAGCAGUCCAGACCAAACCAACAAUAUUCCAGACGUUCUUCUGACACAAAUCUGUCCCAACUUCGCCGAGUCUUCUACAUACAUCGAUAUCAAUUUAUAGCAGACAUUGAUAGCGGCCGACCUUCUGAACCGUGAUAUACUUCUCACCCCUACAAAACUUACACGAAAAGCUCUAUAUAAUCGACUGUUGCGCAAGAGACAUGGCUGCUGCGGCCGGAGAUACGCCCGCAGUUGUUGAGGGUGCUACUGCGAAUGCUCCAUCUACAGUCGACCUCCCAGUGCGAUCAAAGCAAGAUGCUACGCCGCCACCAGGCCAGACGCUGACUGGCAAGCAAGAACACUACCUCAAGAGAGAGCUUAUUUCGGAGCAGGUAAAGUGGGAAAUAAACGAACUCAAUUCUACAACCGCCCUCCAGCGCUUCGGUGCGCCAUUUCGAUCCGACCACGGUGAAGUCCCCCCUGAGGAGUCCGAGUUGCCCAUUCUGCGAUACAUCUUCGUCCACCAUGUUCGCGACUUUCCUUUCCUUGAUAAGGCGCACGAGAAGGAAUUCUGGCAGGACAAGCUCCAAGUGUUCCUCGAGUCAUUCGCAGGAAAGCAGAUUUCAUCGUCGGAGGAUCGCCUGGAGGAGACGAAGCGACGAAAGCUAGCCAUCAAGGCCAGGAAACUUGUUGAGCUAAUGAUGGUGUCUGGAAUUGGAACAUCAUCAGGAUUUGAGGAGCGCAUUCGAUUUUCAGAGAUUGAGAUUGUUGACAGCAAUGCUAUUGACACUGGUGUCAUGCAUACUCUGCCUGAGGGCAACUAUAUCAAUGGCUGGGAUGUCAAUGUCGCUGGCGUUCGAGUCACCCAAGUCAAGCAUACGAUCCGAAAGCACAAACACGCCGAGUUUAUCCUACGCAUCAAGAAGAAGGGAGAGCUGGAGCACUAUGUUGGACGGAGAUACAGCGACUUUGCCAAACUUCACAGCCGAUUGCGACAAGAGCUUCCUGGUCGAGUCGUACCAGAAAUGCCCAAGAAGAACAAGUCUGAUACAACAACAACGAUCGCCUUUACUUCCAUGUUCAGCAAUGGAAACGAAUCAGAUGCUUCUUCUAUUUCCUCAGUUUCGACAAGACCCAAUGGGUAUUCUUCUAUGUUGACGCCUGGUCACCGUAGGGCUGGAUCUGCGGCAUCAUUCAGAUCGAAUCGAUCCAAGGGGCUCAACUCUCCUAGAAUUCCAUCUCCUCGCGUGUCUACUGAGGGAGGAAGACUUAGCCCCGCCAUCCGCCAGGAUUCGGAUAAGUCAGAUAAAUCAGAGACAGUUGUUCUAUGGCGUGAAAACCAAAGAAUUUCGCUCAGAGCGUUCUUGCGCUCCGUCCUCCACAACCCCCAAUUUGCUAAUACCAAGGCUAUGCAAGAGUUUCUGAGUGGCGAGCCCAUUACUCCUACAGACGAGGAUGUUGAAGAUAUUCUUCGAAGGAAGGAGGUGGAUGCGAAGCGCAUGGAAGAGCAAAAGCAAUUCUAUGAAAUCGCAAGGAAACGAGCCGCCGAACUUGAUGAGUACAUGGAACAGUUCCGUCGCGAUAUAGUAGAACAGAACGGACUUACCAUGCUCUUCAAGGAGAUCAAGGAAAAGGAGACGAUCCAGGAUCUCAGUAUACAAUAUCGAAAGUUUGCCGAGUGGCUUCGUAUCGAGAUUGCUGCCGUCAUCUAUCACCUUUUCCUGGCUGAGGACAACUCCCCUGAGCUCUUUGCCCAGGCGAGACGCAUCCACUCUCUCAUCCCAUACUCAGUUAUCAAGAACGUUAUCCGUAUCGCCAACCCCGCGGCAGUCAUGUCUGGUGUUCUCGACAUCUUCCUAGCUCAGCCAUUUGGUACACGGUCGCUGAUGCAGAGAAUUUUCUCACUUACACUCAAUGACGGUAUCAAGAGCUUCCAAAAGUCGAUCGAUAUCCUCGCUAGCAAGAUUGACGACCCUGUCUUCUCAGACAAGCUUUACAAGUACACACAUGCGGAAGAACAUAUCAAGGUUGCCAUUCGUGAAGAGGCGGAGGCGGAUGAUAUGGACUUGAUCGUGGCGAUCAUGAGAUCUGAUCUCAUUGAGCCAGGACUGACAGGAGAGCAAAUCCAGAGACUCUACAACGCAUAUGUCGCUUUCAACAACGCUGUGGAGAACAUUGACGAGGAGCUGCGCCAGGGCGCUCAAUUGUUUUCGUAUAUGAAGCAGUACUUGAAGCUCUGCACAAGACAGAGGGACAAGGAGAUGAUGCUCCAGUUGAUCGAGGAGCCGGUAACUCUCCAGCUGUUCCGAGAUCUCUUUACCAUCUUCUACGAGCCUCUCGUGCGAGUCUACAAGUCGGCAAACGUGUACAACAGUGUCACUGAUUUUGCCGUCUUUAUCGAUGACAUGAUCCAGGUCGUCGACAAGUGCAGAGAGCAAGAUGCAUCGGCUGAUCCAAACCAGACUGUCCAGGCAUUCAUUGAUCUUUGCCAGCGACACGAGCAUAACUUUUACAAGUUUGUCCAUGAAGUGCAUACUCAUGAUAAUGGCCUCUUUACACAGCUCAUGGGCUGGAUUGAGGGUAUUCUUGAGUUCUUGCGAAAGGGCCCUAAGAACGGAACUCUUAAUGUCAACGCCUUGUUCGAGGGCGGUGUCAGUGCUGGAAUUCUGGAUAAAGAUAAGGCAAUUGCAGAGAUCAACUCUCUUAUUGCAUGGCAAGAAGCUCGAAAGAAGUGGCACAACGACAAGACUAGGCAGAAGAUGGCAGCUGAGGGGCAUGCAGGAAGUGACAUGAUGCCAACGGCAAUGGCUUUCAACUCAUCCGACUUUGGAUUAGACAGCGAGGACCUCGAGGAUAUGGCAUAUGAUGACGGGUCAGAAGACGAGGCAGAGGCGGAAGCAGAAGAUGAGUUGGACCCCAUCGAAGCUGAGAGGCGACGCAGAGCCAAGCGACAGGAUCGUCUGCGACGAAGCGCUGGAGAGCCUGUUAAACCUCCUGUGAGAGAAGUUCAUAAGCUGACCGAUAACUUCUUGGUCAUGCUUCGCCAAACUACAGCACGAAAACCGGACUUUGAUGACCGGCCCCGAAAACUGGUUCCGGGCCGGGUCGUGAUGUUACGACUGACAGCAGCUGGAGGUGGAGCCGUCAGCACAUGCCGUUGGUAUCAGAAUUGGCGGGGGAAACGGGGAGCCGAAGGGCAAAAUGUACAUCCGCGGACACGUGAUGAGAUUGUCUUUAACGUCAUGGAUUUCUUAGACUCUCAAAGGCGAAUCUUCCCGAUCCAUUGGACUUUGAUUAGGCGGCGAAUAAUCGGCGCUGCUAAUAAGCCAACGCUGAUUGGUCGGAUCAACCGAGGAGCCGAGAGAAUCCCCCGAGUUAUCACUGGCAAUGGUCCUCUGCGAGCUAAGGAGGCCUCUCCUUUUGUGAGCAACAAAUACGCCGUCAUCGACCACGAGUAUGAUGCUCUCGUUGUUGGUGCUGGUGGUGCCGGUCUUCGAGCUGCUUUCGGUCUCGCUGAGGCUGGCUUCAACACUGCCUGUAUCUCCAAGCUUUUCCCUACUCGAUCUCACACCGUCGCCGCCCAGGGUGGUAUCAACGCUGCCCUAGGUAAUAUGCACGAGGACGAUUGGCGAUGGCACAUGUACGAUACCGUCAAGGGUUCCGACUGGCUGGGUGACCAGGAUGCUAUUCACUACAUGACCCGAGAGGCUCCCGCUUCCAUUAUCGAGCUUGAGAACUACGGCUGCCCCUUCUCGCGAACUGAGGAUGGCAAGAUUUACCAGCGAGCUUUCGGUGGUCAAUCCAAGCAGUACGGAAAGGGUGGACAAGCUUACCGAUGCUGCGCUGCUGCUGAUCGAACCGGCCACGCCCUUCUUCACACCCUCUACGGACAGUCUCUCCGACACAAGACCAACUACUUCAUCGAGUACUUCGCCCUCGACCUGAUUAUGCAGGACGGUGAGUGCCGCGGUGUCCUUGCCUACAACCAGGAGGACGGCACUCUGCACCGAUUCCUUGCCAACCACACCGUUCUCGCUACUGGUGGUUACGGCCGAGCCUACUUCUCUUGCACAUCUGCCCACACCUGUACCGGUGACGGUAUGGCCAUGGUUGCCCGUGCUGGUCUCCCCAACCAGGAUCUCGAGUUCGUCCAGUUCCACCCUACCGGUAUCUACGGAGCUGGUUGCCUGAUCACUGAGGGUUCUCGUGGUGAGGGUGGUUACCUCCUCAACUCUGAGGGUGAGCGAUUCAUGGAGCGAUAUGCCCCUACCGCCAAGGAUCUUGCUUCUCGUGAUGUCGUUUCUCGAUCCAUGACCAUGGAGAUCCGUGAGGGCCGAGGUGUUGGUGCUGAGAAGGAUCACAUCUACCUCCAGCUCAGCCAUCUGCCCGCUGAGAUUCUUGCUGAGCGUCUGCCCGGUAUUUCUGAGACCGCUGGUAUCUUUGCUGGUGUUGAUGUCCGCAAGCAGCCCAUUCCCGUCCUUCCUACCGUCCACUACAACAUGGGUGGUAUUCCUACACGAUACACUGGUGAGGUCCUUACUGUUGACGAGAAGGGUGAGGACAAGGUUGUCCCUGGUCUGUACGCUUGCGGUGAGGCCGCUUGUGUGUCUGUCCACGGUGCUAACCGUCUGGGUGCCAACUCUCUUCUGGAUCUUGUUGUCUUCGGUCGUGCCGUUUCGCACACCAUCCGUGACAAGUUCAACCCCGGUGACGCCCUGAAGCCCGUUGCCGCUGAUGCUGCUUCCGACCAUAUCGAGGUCCUCGACAAGGUCCGAACUGCUGAUGGUCCUAAGAGCACCGCUGAGAUCCGACUUGCCAUGCAGAAGGCUAUGCAAACUGAUGUCAGCGUUUUCCGAACACAAGAGAGUUUGGACGAGGGUGUCCGUAAGAUGAAGGAGAUUGAUGGCAUGUACAGCCAGGUUGGCAUGAAGGAUCGCAGCAUGAUCUGGAACUCUGAUCUCGUUGAGACUCUUGAGCUCCGCAACUUGCUCACCUGCGCUAUCCAAACCGCCACCUCUGCCGCCAACCGAAAGGAGUCUCGUGGUGCUCACGCCCGCGAGGACUUCCCCGACCGAGAUGACGAGAAGUGGAUGAAGCACACUCUUUCUUUCCAGAAGGAGCCUCACGGCAAGGUCGACCUGGCCUACCGAAAGGUCAUCGACACCACCCUGGACGAGGCCGAGUGCAAGCCCGUGCCACCCUUUAAGCGAGUGUACUAAGUGUUUGCGGAUCCGGACACGAGGAAGUACUUGGGAAGGAGUUUUUGUUAGCUUGUUGGGAAACUUGGCAUGCAUGAUUCUACGCAGGGCAGCGUCUCCUUUGUGACAAGAUGUGCGGUAUAUAUAUCCUUUGGGAAGAGGAGAUGGACAUGAUAAGCAGCGAGAGGAUGGUCUCUGCUGGGUCUUAGGAUGGAGACUUGGCAAGGGACGUGUAUUUGUCGACAUUUUGUAGUUCAAAAGAAGUUAAGAGACUUAAAAGAAGAUUUUCCAUGUACCUUGGAUCACUGCGUCUACUACCAAUCAUUUUGUUUGGUAAGCUUGAUACUAUAGAUGGAGUUCAAUUUGUUUUAACAGCCUAGGUUUAGUUCUGCUUUAGGCCAUGUUCAUCAUAAGACUCGUUAAAUACUGGUCUCAAUUCAUGAAAGCUACAAGCUGGAUCCAUCCUCGAAUUUCUUAGGGACACUGUAC
Molecule: messenger RNA, 5793 nt
Organism: Fusarium redolens
Lineage: Eukaryota; Fungi; Ascomycota; Sordariomycetes; Hypocreales; Nectriaceae
Exons: 14
Coding region: 328-5325 (1665 amino acids)
Biological process (GO): tricarboxylic acid cycle; electron transport chain
Molecular function (GO): phosphatidylinositol binding; oxidoreductase activity, acting on the CH-CH group of donors; flavin adenine dinucleotide binding
Source: RefSeq, a predicted model, not a curated record